AUGCUACAACAGAUCACCUUGGCGCCGAAGCCACAAGUUGGUGAGUUUGCGACCGUCGCGCGUUCCCUUGAAGGCCGAAUGUUAGGUGACGCUUCCUCGGAGGCCUCGUCGGAUGCGGUGGAUGAUACAGAUUUGCCCGACUGCAAAAUAAGAAGGAAUUAUAACUGCUCAAAAUGCAAGUUUUACACUCAAAACCCGCGCGUAUAUCUUUUACACGCGAGGGAUGUUCACUUCGAAAAAUUUAAGAUUUACGAAUGCCCUUAUUGCAUCUAUGCUUCACGGCAUAAUCAGAAAUUGAUGAGACAUAUUAAAACGCAUGAAGAUGUCAACUUGACCAGAACAAAUGAAAGCGAUAUAAAUACCAUAGCCAACGACACGGUCGGUAAAAUCGAGAGAAAUAUUGAAGAUUUUCUGGAAGAAGUCGAAGAAGUUGAUGACAACAAUAUGCAAAUUGAUGUUGAAGAGUGUAAUUAUGACACAAAUAUGCGCCAGAUUGCAGACGAAAACUCCACCAAUGCCAAGUCAGAAUCUAAGGACACAGGAAGCUUCUACUCCUGUGAAAAAUGUUGUUAUGCUACCCAUAUAAAAGCAAGAUACACGAAACAUGUCAAAUAUCAUUCUCUGCCCAUGAUAAAGUGUAGUGUAUGUGAUUUUCGAACACCUUACAAGUGGAAUUUAGACCGGCACAUGAGAAAUCAUGGAGGUAAUGGGAGCUUUCACUGCACAAUGUGCAACUUCACAACCGAUAUUAAGCAAAGCAUGACAGUUCACGAAAUAAACCAUCACGAGCAGCUUCACUUAGGACAAGCGAGGCUUAACAGUCGCCGUAAUCGCGUGGGCGGCAGUGAUUUAAACAGUGCUAUGGAUUGUGAUGAGGAAUCGCUGAUUGUGAAGGAGGAAGAGAGCUGUGACUCGCAGGACUCACAGUGUGUGUCGGAAACGGGGUCUCAAUUUAUUGAAAAAGAAAUGGUUAACUGCAAUAGUGAUUCAAACGAAGCCACCUCAUCAGAAAUUGCAGCCAAGGGCGACAUGCAACUUCAAAAUGUUACUACAGAAGACUCUAAGAAACACUGCAGAAAGAUACCUCGGCCGAUACCACAACUGAUUCCAUUAACUUCCACUCCAAACCCAAAAACACAAACAGGUGAACCACCCGCCAAAAAACUCAAAGAAGAUACCGAAACUACUGAAAAUUCUAUUGUUAAACAUGAUAAUCAGACAAUGGAUGUUUCAUUAACGCCGGUUGUCAACAUACCAGGAAAGGAACGUAAAAAGAACGAAUCGUUUUUCGAUAGAUUAAAGGAACGUAUACUCACUGAAACGGGGGAAGACGGGUCUUUAAUAUGCAAAAAUUGUGGAUUUGAAAGCAAAUGUUUGUCCGAACAUUCGGUUCACGAAAAGAAUUGUGUCACAAAUAGAAGCUCAACCAAUACAUUACUUCCAAAUUUAGGUUCUACAAGAUGUCAGAAUUGUCGACAUAGGUGUAAGUCUAGUGCAGAUUUAGUCAUUCAUUUAAAAACAUGUGGCAAAGAUAUGAAGAGAAGUGAUGAAAAACAUGAAGACAUACAAAAUCAAGAUAGUAAUGAAACAUCAAAUAUAACUGAGAAGGAAAUUGAACCACAUCCAAUGGAGAACGUUGUAUUCGUUUGGAAUAAUAUAAACACAGAUUCAAACAAAUUCGACACGCCGCUUGAUAUUAACAUCAACGAUGAUUCAACAAUGCCAGAAAAUAAAUUUCUUGACUCAGAAAUUGUUGAUGACAAUGAAGCUAUGAAUCUAUCACCAAGCCAAGCAGUUGGUAAGAGAGUUUUUAAAUGCCCACACUGUUUGUUUUGGGCAUCAACUGCGUCACGAUUUCACGUGCAUAUCGUUGCGCAUUUAAAUAGAAAACCAUUCGAAUGUUCACUGUGUAAAUACAAGUCCAAUUGGCGUUGGGAUAUCACGAAACAUAUAAAACUUAAAUCAGCAAGAGAUCCUGACCACGCCGAAGCACAAGUACUGAUGACAGACGAAACAGGUCGGCGUAAUUAUAGCAAGUAUAACAAAUUCUUAGCUAUGCCAGUCUUAAAUGAUAAAGGAGAGAAUGAAUUUCAUUAUAUCGAUCCUAAUACUCCUCUGGAUGCCAGUUUGGAUGAUGAAAACCUUUAUGAAGGCAACGAUAGCGUCAAUACUCCAUAUGAAAGUGGACAACCACUUAAUCUACAAACGUUAAAUCAAAAUAGAUUUGACAAUGAUAACUCUAUGAAAAAGGCGAAGAAGACUAUUUGGAAAUGCAAAAAAUGCAAUUACAAGGAUUCGUCAAAGGACGCUUUACUGGAACAUGUUCGAGAACACGCGAGAGCUGAAGAGAACGACAAGUCUCAAGUGAAGAAAGCAGAAACUGUAAUAGAUCCGGCUGAUUUGGCAUAUAGAUGUGGACAUUGCAAUCAGUUGUCGAAUUGGAAACAUGUUAUACAAAGACACUGCCGCUUGAAGCACGACGGAAUUAUCAACGUUAUUACAACACUGAAGCCCAAACCAGACCCGAACGCUCCGUCGAACGAAAUGAACAGUGACAUGUGCACUAAAUGCCCAUUUAAAACUAACGACAAGAAUUCGUUACUGGUCCAUCUACAAAACCAUCAACCCUCGCCACAGUCUAUAUUCAAAUGUUAUUUCUGCCCCUAUUUUGUUAAAGACGAGCAAGAACUCAUUCAACAUCUCGUAUUACAUGGAGUAAACGAUCCAGAAGAAUAUAUUUCAAAAGCGUUGGGAAGUAAAUCACCUCUACCAGACCCAUUUAACUCCCAACUCAAUCUCAAUAUAUCGGCUGUAGCGAAGCGACACAAAUGCAAUGAAUGUCCGUAUGAAACUAACAGCAAAUCUCAGUUUAUGUACCAUGAACAAUUUCAUCGACUAUCCUCCGCUGAUACGCCGUAUCAGUGUUCACAGUGCAAUUACAGUGUAUCUAAAAGGCAUUUGCUUAGUCAGCAUUUACGAGUCCACGCUGGACAGAGAAAGAGCGAGUCGGACAUAGAUUUGGAUUCCAAUGAUAGUGAUGACUUACCAUAUGUAUGGGUAUCGGCUAAGGACGAGUUCCAUAAAAUGUAUAAAUGUCGAUAUUGUUCAUACGUAAAUGCAAGAAAAUGUGAAAUACUUUAUCAUGAACAGAUACAUUUUGUCGUCUUUGAAAACUGUGAUAUCACUAUAUAUAAAUGUUUGGAGUGCAAGUUGACUUGUUCAACUAAAUUACAACUCGCUAAUCACUCAAAAACACACUCUGAAAUAUACGGCCGAAUCUACUGUCUUGUAGACUUUGAUAUUCCUGAUGAGGAACAAAUCGCUAAAUUAAGAAAAGUCCUCGAAGCAGAGAAACACAACAAGACUGAUGAUUUACCCAGAGAAGACGCCGUGUGGGGCGAACGCAAAGAAAUCAAAACUAUGUUCUUCUGUCACAAAUGCCCGGCAAGAUUCUUCUCUGAAAACGAACUUAAUAUUCAUUCUAAAUUCCACGAUUCGACCUUUCCACAUAAAUGCAAAACUUGUGAAUUCUCCGUACUCCAUGAAAGUGAAUUGAUGGAACAUAAUUUUGUUCACACAGAUGAAUAUAACACGAAGACCAAAAUGCUGAAAUUUAUACACAACUUACAUCCAGAUUACAAAGCUCCUCGGGUACAAUUCAUUCACUGUCCAGUAUCUUCUGAAGGGUCCUGGGUUGUUUCAAAAAUUAAUACUAUAGUUGAAUACACGGAAACUAGCACUAAAAAGCAUUCCGAACAAAAGCAUACUCCUAAACAGUACCCGUGUAAAGAAUGUCCUGCAAAAUUUUUCAAGAGUUCUGCAUUGAACUAUCAUGUGGGCUUACACGGAGGUGAAGGAGACCAUAAGUGCAAAAAAUGUAGUUAUACUGUUAAAAAUAUUGGUAAUCUCGCAAAACAUGAACUCUUACACGAAAAUGAAGGUAAAGCACCGGCAGGUGACUAUGAGUCUGGGGAUGACAUGGACUAUAAGAAUGUUCCCCUAUCGGGCACAGAUUUAUUUCAGCGGAAAACUGAGGCUCAGAAACGAGUCCUUACCGAUAAAGAUAAGUUAGUAAGGCCCAAUGAUCACUUCCCUCCUGUUUUACAAGCUGAUCCCCAAUUCGGCUACCUGAUGCACGGAAACCCGGAAUUUAUCUAUCCAACUUAUUUAAAGAAUGGUAGACAGAAAGAAAAAAGAUAUAAGUGUCAUAAAUGUCCGUCUGCGUUUGAAAAACGUGAGCAAUAUAAAAUUCAUUUAUCAUUACACGGUUCUAAGCAGAGAUAUAAAUGUGAAAUAUGUGAUUAUUCAGUGAAGUAUUAUGCAAACUAUGUUCAACACAUGCGGAAACAUCAAAUGAAUGAUGAAGCCCAAGCAGAAAGGAAGAAAAGCAUGGAUGGCUUUACCGAAAACGAGGGCGAUGUAAAUAAAACGAGUAAAGUGGAUGACAAAGGAGAGCAAAUAAAAUUAGCUAUCAAAACAAUGCCCACGAGAGUGAAAAGUGAUUUCCAACAAUUUUCAGUUAGUGAUCAACAAACACUGCGUUUGCUACAACGUCGUCGAUCUGUUACUACCAAUGAGGCCAUACAAAAUGAUACUUCUCCUACGAAAGAUCGAAAAAUGCAUAUGUGUCUUCUGUGUCCAUAUACUAAUCAACGCCAAGAUGCUCUUCAUAACCACUACAAAAGACACGGAGAUAAUGACGUCUACGGAAGUAACCAUAGAUGCUCAUUUUGCGAUUUAGUCGUAAUCCAAUCCCACUUUCUACGAGAACAUUUCAAAACACACUUCAAUUAUAUGAAGAAUCUCACCCCUGAAUGUUUUAUCGCCAACGAAGACGUCAAUUUCACGGUUAAGUACGAAGACGACGAAAAUAUCGAGCCGUCGGACAUUAAACUCGAUAUGCAGAAGAGAACCCCAUUAUCCGAUGAAAACAAAAUUUUCGUCAAAAUACAGACUGGAGAAGUCGUCGAUUGA
Messenger RNA from Pieris macdunnoughi, 4974 nucleotides. The record is from the annotation of a GenBank genome assembly. Lineage: Eukaryota; Metazoa; Arthropoda; Insecta; Lepidoptera; Pieridae.